Parastagonospora nodorum SN15 is the source of this 639-nucleotide messenger RNA. RefSeq lists its product as hypothetical. The record is from RefSeq and is a predicted model, not a curated record. Bases 1 to 639 code for a protein of 212 amino acids. The transcript is spliced from 2 exons. Gene Ontology annotation, cellular component: mitochondrion. NCBI's taxonomy places the organism in Eukaryota, Fungi, Ascomycota, Dothideomycetes, Pleosporales, Phaeosphaeriaceae.
AUGGCUGAGGACCCGAGAAUCCAAGCCGCAUCCCAACCAGUACUAUAUCACCCCGACCUCCACAAGAGAAACAUCUUCGUCUCCAAAGAAGAUCCCGAAAUCGUCACAGCUAUAAUCGACUGGCAAUCAUGCAGCAUCGAACCGGCAUUCUGGUACGCGGAUGAAGUCCCGGACUUUGCGCAACCCGUUCCUGAUCCCGAGUGCGCGGACAAGAUGGAGCCAAAAAGUGAGUUAUGUCCAUGGAUGAGUCCCUCUUUCGGACCAAUGCGUUUUGCAUACAGCACAUGGAAUUUUGGCGCUGUUGCUCUCUGCGAAGAGCUCAUCCAGACAGCUCUGCACUGGGACGAGCUGGGCCUGGCGGGAUCGUGUCCAUUCCUUGUACCCAACGAAACCGAAAUUGCUGAACAUCGUGCAGACUACGAGAAGUUCCAAUUUGUACAACGGCUGAAGCACAGUAUUUCCCAGGCUUUGGAGUGUGGGACAGAUGGCUGGGUUCAUGCCGAUGACUGGGAGACGACGAAGUCAACAUACAGGGAAGCUUACAAGGCGAUGGUACAGGCCAUCUUAGAAGAAGAGGAUGUCGAUGAUGAUGAGCCGGUUAAAUCAGAAGCAGAUAUCAGAGAACUUUGGCCCUUUUGA